UUAAUAUUGAUUUGUUACCCGAUUUGAUGAUCAAGCUUUCAACACCAGUAAAGACUUUGAACAGUUACCACAUUGUACCAGUUUGGUUGUUAUUUCGACAAAUUGUGAAAUGUCUGAUAUAUUAUGUAAGAAUGAACUAUCCAAUGUUUAUAUAGGUAAAAAAUGACAAUCAACAAAACCAAACUACCUGUCCUAAUCAUUUGUGUAUUGAUUUGUUACAUGAUCAAUCGUUGAACACCAGAAGAGACCUUGAACAGAACGAAGUGUGGUUGUUAUGUCAACAUAUUGUGAAAUGCCUGACAGUUGAACGUCAUGUUUAAAAUUAGAUUGAACUUAUCCAAUGAAAGCGACUUUGAUCAGAUGGAAAAUUUGGUUGUUAUUUCAACAUGUUGUGAAAUGCCUGGUUGUUGAACGUCAUGGUUAAAAUUAGAAUUAGACCUUGAACAGAUGGACAAUUGGUUAUUAUUUCAACAUGUUGUGAAAUGCCUGAUAGUUGAACGUCAUGGUUAAAAUUAGAAUGAAUUAUCCAAUGAAAUGAGUUCAACCAAUGAACAUUGGUAAACGGUUGGCUGUUACAACCGAUCAAAUACAUAAUUUCUAAAUUUAGACAUAUACUUAAAUUCAGCAGUUUAAAGUGUAGGGCUUAUUUUAUUCAUUUGGAACAUAACAGAGAGGAGGGCAGAUUAUUUCUACUCUACUCUUGUGAUCUAAACUAACAAUUGAACCAAAAGUUGAAGAUGGCACGUACAAAGCAAACAGCGCGGACAUCUACGGGCGGAAAAGCUCCAAGAAAACAAUUAGCCACCAAAGCGGCAAAGAAAAGUACACCAACAUCGACAUUCAUAAAAAAGACCACAUUGAUGGGUAAAGGCGGAAAAAAGCUUACAGAGACAACCACAGCUCUAUCUUUUGAACAUGUGCAAUGUAAAAGAGGAACAGGUGUACGGGAAGCACAAUUAACCGUAGUAACAAAAGCAAAAGGUAAAAAAUACAUGUGUGGUAAAGGUGGAAAAGGUAUAGGAAAAGGAUCAUCUGCCAUGGUUACAAAAGGAAAAGGUACAGAAUCGUAUUCUUAUAUUAGUAAGGGUAAAGGCGGAAAAGGUAUCAAGGAGACAACGAAAACAACUACAGCUCUACCUUUUAAAUAUGGGCGUGGUAAAGGUGGAAAAGGUUUAGGAAAAGGAUCACUUGCCAUGGUCACAAAAGGAAAAGGUACAGAACCGUAUACUGAUCUUGGUAAGGGUAAAGGCGGAAAAGGUUUCGCGGAUUUUUCCAAAGGAGGAAAGCGAAAAUAUCCAUCACCAUCAUCCAAGAAAGGUUCAAAGAAAUCCAAAAGUUCUGAUUACAAAGAAUCAUCUGACAGUGAGGAAGAAGAUCAAGUUGUUGUUGAUGAUAAUUUGAAGGAUGCCAUCCUUUCAAGUUUCGAAACAGAUGGAAAGAACGUUGAAGUAGUUUUUUCUUUUGACACAACCGGCAGUAUGAGUCAGUACCUAAUGAAGGUCAGGACUAAUUUAAAAGAAACAUGUCAGCGACUUUUAAGAGAUAUACCAAAUAUAAGAAUUGGAAUAAUAGCACACGGCGAUUUUUGUGAUAACCACAACUACGUCAUCAAAAUCCAGGAUUUUACGUCAGAUGUACAAAAACUAGUCAACUUUGCAGCGGGAACUCCCGCAACAGGAGGUGGUGAUGCUCCUGAGUGCUACGAGUUGGUGCUGCAUAAAGCACAGAAACUCGAUUGGACAGAAGACUCUGCCAAGGCUCUGGUUGUGAUUGGAGACUGUGAACCGCAUCCACCAUCCUAUACCGACCAGAAGAUUAACUGGCACGAAGAGCUGGACGCCUUGAAAGCAAUGGAAGUAAAGGUAUAUGGCGUAUAUUGCAAUAGUGGAUAUUCAAGCCCGGCUGAAAAGUUUUAUGAAGAAUUAGCAGAGCGAACUGGUGGAUGCCUUCUAAAACUAGCUAACUUUAGUUUGAUUACAGAAAUGUUUCUGGGAGUAUGCUAUAAGGAAUCUAAUAAAGAACAAUUUCAAGCGUUCACAGAAGAACUAAAACAGGGAGGAAAACUGACUAAGGAAACAGAAGACCUCAUGAAACAACUGGAAGUUACAAAACCUGCAGAUGACAAUGUCAAUUACCUGAAAAAAUACAAUUUUGACUGGUGGGACUUUGACGGAGACCAUAAAAAAACGCCUCUUUAUUUUUAUAAUGCUGCAACUGAUACCUGGACAAACUACCACAAAGCCACAUCGCCUAUUGUUUCCACAGUUGGAGUGAAAGACGAAAAAUUUAAAACCCCUCCACAUUGGGCAGCUAUGGCAAGAAAGAACAAAAUGAUGGUGAACCUAGACCAAAAUAAAGAGAAAAUAGAAUGGGAUAAUGUCCAAAUGAAAUUUGAAAAGACCUUGCCACAAGCAACAAUUAUAUCUAUUCACAGACUACAAAACAAGUUGGUUUGGAAGAAAUACUUGACGAGAAAGACCGAAUUAGAUAACGAUUACGGUAAAGACGGAUGCAAUGAGAUUUCUUUGUUUCACGGUACAACACCUGACAGUCUUGAUAGUAUUUCGGACAAAAGUACAACAUCACGUUUAGGCCGUGGUAAAAAAGGCCGCGUGUUAGGAAAAGGAACGCAUUUCUCAGUAGAUGCUUCAUAUUCCGAUUCCUAUGCACAGCCUGAUGACGAAGAUCACAAAUACAUAUUUUUGUGUAAAGUUUUGGCGGGAAAAACGUGUCCAGGAAAGGGAAAUUAUACCAAACCUCCUCAGCAGGUUAAAGGUGGACCUUUAUAUGAUAGCUGUGUAGAUGUUAAAAAGAAUCCGAAGAUUUAUUGCAUAUUUCAAGACAGUCAGUUUUUUCCUGAAUAUCUUAUUGAAUACAUAUAACCAUGAAUGACAAUGACGUCGGAAUGUCAAAAGGGAAGGCUUCGUGCAAGAAUGAACAUACCUUCUACGAUUGUCACAUGUUUCCUGUAGAUAUUGUGUUUAUCUUCAUGUAAUCUAUAUCAUCAAACUCAUUUCAUAUUUUGCCAUUUAAAGACAACAAUAACUUUACUCGUAAACUUAAGUAAAGUAAUUUCGAUCGGUAAUUGAUGUAGCUUACUCGUGUAUGAAGCAUCUAGGCCGAAGGGAUGUAUUGUUGACACAUGCUGGAAUCACUAUGUUUGGAGUUCGUCCCGACGACUUCACUGUGAUGUUUUUCAAAAAUAAUUGUACAUGUGAUAUUUUGAUGUGAUAUUUGUUUAUCUGAUUUGUACAUACAUAAACAUGAUUAUUUGCAGGUAGUUGUAUCAAAGCAGCUAUUUAUUUAAUUUGAUGACUAAUUGUGGCAUUCAUACAUGUACAUGUACUACAUGUACCAUGCACCAAUGAAAAAUAAUAAAAAAAAUAAAAAGAAGAUAGAUAAAAUAUAGAUGAAGGAUGUAAAAGUGUUUGAUUUUAGUUAUUAAUGAAAUUUAAUUGUUGGUACUUAUCAAAUGCUUUUGUUGUUAAAACAUUUGCUUGUAAACGUAUAAAUAAAAAUCUUUUAUAGCA
This is a messenger RNA of Mytilus californianus (California mussel), 3530 nucleotides long. RefSeq lists its product as uncharacterized. Gene Ontology annotation, molecular function: DNA binding; structural constituent of chromatin; NAD+ poly-ADP-ribosyltransferase activity. The transcript is spliced from 10 exons. The record is from RefSeq and is a predicted model, not a curated record. Lineage: Eukaryota; Metazoa; Mollusca; Bivalvia; Mytilida; Mytilidae. Gene Ontology annotation, cellular component: nucleosome. Bases 738 to 2882 code for a protein of 714 amino acids.